Molecule: messenger RNA, 1106 nt
Organism: Melitaea cinxia (Glanville fritillary)
Lineage: Eukaryota; Metazoa; Arthropoda; Insecta; Lepidoptera; Nymphalidae
Product: pancreatic triacylglycerol lipase-like
Exons: 2
Coding region: 1-912 (303 amino acids)
Molecular function (GO): lipase activity
Source: RefSeq, a predicted model, not a curated record
AUGGAAGGUGACCACAACAAAAAUCUAAAUUUAAAUAUUAAUGAAACAGUAGUAUAUCUUUAUGAUUUUCAAAAUAACUUCAAUCUGAGUUAUCCAAUAAACGGUGCUGUGAAAGCAUUUACAAAUGCCUACAACUUAGAUGUUACAAGACGUAUUAUUUUAUUCGUUCCUGGAUACAAAUCUCAUGUAGUAAAAAGUGCAUCUGAAAUCAUUAGAAACGCCUUUAAAGACAUGCCAAACAUAUAUCUAAUGAUAGUAGACCAUUCAGCGUACACGUCAGCACAAGGGGGAAAACUGAACAGCUAUGAGAGAUCUGUUACUUAUUCGUACUACUUGGGCGAAGCAAUAGGGAAUUUGUUAGUUGAUUUAAGUAUGUAUGGAUUCCCGGCACAAAAUUUGCAUUGUAUUGGACAUAGUUUGGGAAGCCAGAUGCUUGGUCACGCAGGCGUUGGAUACUUCAAUAGAACAGCGGAAAAAGUUUGGAGGAUAACUGGCAUAGAUCCCGCAGGGCCAUGCUAUUCAAAUGCCUUAAUUCAAGAACAACUGAGAUCAGGAGUAGCGGGCUAUGUGGAAGUGUACCAUUGUAAUGCUGGGGGUUUGGGUAGCACUAGUGUUCUGGCUGAUACAGAUUUCUUUAUAAACAAUGGUAAGAUUCAGCCUCAUUGUGACGCUGGUUUUUUUCCGAGUCUUGGUGAUUCGGAAUCAAAGUGCAGUCACAAAUCUUGUGUGAAAUAUUGGGCGGAGACAGUUAAUAAUCCUGGGUGGUACUUGGCUUGGAAAUGCGAUUCUUACAAAGAUUUUUCGCAAGGGAAAUGUUCUAGGAAUGAAGUGACUAUAGCUGGAUACUCCAACCCUGGAAAUUCUACUGGUACUUUCUAUGUGUCUACAAGUUCGUAUAAAAUUUUCGAUUGAGUAUCAUAAAAUAGUGACAGUCACAAAUAAAUAUUUUUUGUAUAAAUGUAGAUCAAAAAAGUCGUUUAAUAGUUUGUGGGUCAUUCUUAGAUGACAUUUAUCUCAGAUAAAUAUUUAGUUUUUAUAUUAAUUUAUUUUUGUAAACGAAUAUUAAAUAAGAAAAUAUUUUAUAUAUUAAAAAUAUAAAGCCACAA